Molecule: messenger RNA, 5545 nt
Organism: Monodelphis domestica (gray short-tailed opossum)
Lineage: Eukaryota; Metazoa; Chordata; Mammalia; Didelphimorphia; Didelphidae
Gene: CCM2
Product: CCM2 scaffold protein
Biological process (GO): heart development; vasculogenesis
Source: RefSeq, a predicted model, not a curated record
GGCGGCGGCGGCGGCGGCGGGAGCGGAGGCUGUGGCUGGGGCCGCGAGGGCGGGAGGGGGCAUGUAGCGGCCGCCGUGGCGGGGGCAGGGGUGCCGAGCCACGGCCGGGGUGCCCCUGGGGGGGCCGCGCCGUUGCCAAAGUCACACACAUGAGACAUGGAGGAGGAGGGCAAGAAAGGGAAGAAGCCUGGAAUUGUGUCCCCAUUUAAGAGAGUUUUUCUAAAAGGAGAAAAGGGUCGGGAUAAGAAGGCCCAUGAGAAGGUCACAGAAAGACGCCCUCUUCAUACUGUGGUGCUAUCUCUGCCUGAUCGAGUUGAACCAGAUAUCCUGCUGAAUGACUACAUUGAAAAGGAAGUAAAGUAUUUAGGUCAAUUAACAUCAAUCCCAGGAUACCUGAAUCCCUCCAGUCGUACUGAAAUUCUGCAUUUCAUAGAUAAUGCAAAGAGGGCUCAUCAGCUCCCAGGGCACUUGACCCAGGAACAUGAUGCUGUGAUCAGUCUCUCUGCCUACAACAUAAAGCUGGUGUGGAGAGAUGGAGAAGACAUCAUACUCAGGGUUCCCAUCCAUGACAUUGCAGCAGUUUCCUACAUCCGGGAUGACUCAUCACACCUCGUGGUGCUGAAAACAGCUCAGGACCCUGGAAUUUCCCCUAGCCAGAGCCUGUGUGCAGAAGGCUCCAAAACCCUCACCUCAGGCUCCCUGUCCGAAAGUGGAGUGGUUCCGGUGGAAGCAUGCUGCUUGGUAAUCCUGGCUACAGAAAACAAAGUGGCUGCAGAAGAACUCUGCUCCCUACUCAGCCAAGUCUUCCAGAUUGUUUACACAGAGUCCACCAUAGACUUCUUAGACCGAGCAAUAUUUGAUGGGGCCUCUACACCCACACGCCAACUGUCCCUGCACAGCGAUGACUCUUCUACAAAAGUGGACAUUAAAGAAGCCUAUGAAAGUGAAGCCAGCCCUUUCUUUUUGAAAUUACCGGAUACAGGUGGCACCUCAUCCUCUUCCUACACACAGCCAUCUCCUCACAUCAAAACAGUCAGCGAGAGUGAGCUGAGCACCACAGCCUCCGAACUUCUGCAGGACUACAUGAUGACGCUGAGAACCAAGCUGUCAUCCCAAGAGAUCCAGCAGUUUGCCAUGUUACUGCAUGAGUACCGAAAUGGGGCCUCCAUUCAUGAGUUUUGCAUCAACCUGCGACAACUUUAUGGAGACAGUAGGAAGUUCCUAUUGCUAGGUCUGAGGCCCUUCAUCCCAGAAAAGGACAGCCAGCAUUUUGAGAACUUUCUGGAGACAAUUGGAGUAAAGGACGGUCGGGGCAUCAUCACGGACAGCUUUGGAAGGUACCGGCGGGCAAUGAGUACCACAUCCAACUCGACCACCAAUGGGAACGGGGCCGCAGGCAGCUCAGAUGACCAGUCUGCACCAUCAGAAGGUGAUGAGUGGGACCGCAUGAUCUCUGAUAUCAGCAAUGACAUUGAGGCGCUGGGCUGCAGCAUGGACCAGGACUCUUCAUGAGGAAGAAACUUGGAGGAGGGGACAAGAAAGCUCUCCAGUCUCUAAGGGGCCUUCCCCUCCUCAUCCCGGUCCUUCCUCAGAAAAGGUUCUAGGGGACCAGCCGCCAUGUUGAGCCCUUUGUUUCCUUCUUUAGUAGUGGGAAGCAGGUGGUGUCAUUAGAUAGCAUAGGUGAGCUAGGACCCUUCUACUGUGAAGAAAUGAAUGUGUGGUAAGAGGAGAUGGGGUAUUGGGUGCCAGGAAUAGAGGAGAUCUUUGCAGUCAUCCAAACUGUCCAUGUUCCUUACUCCUGGGUGGGAGUGUGUCAGCCAAGGUAUGGCAGAAGAAUGGGAAAAGGAGCCACCUUGAUGAAGGAAGUGGCUUCCUUCAGUUCCCCUGGACAGUUUAUAGUUUUGCACAUGAUGUUCCUGUUGUAACUCAGAGACCUUUUUUGGAAAAUGAAGUUUAUCACAAUGUGAAUAAUUUAAAUCUCUUGUUGUCAGACACAUUUCUAGUCUAAAUGAGGAGGUUGUGUGUGCGGAGAGAAGUAGCUUUUAGAUGGUAGGCAUGUCCCAUUUUAAGUGGUUGCCGAGGGGUGCUGGAGAAGGCUAUCUGGCAAAUGGCACUCAGGAGUUUUUUUCUGCUGACUUCUUCCCCCUGUUAGUCCAUAGCCCUAAUAAGAUCUUUUGGGUCAGAGAUAGGAGAGCACUGCUAUCUCUGUUGCUGACUCUGUCCUGGCUGCAUUUAUGUAAGUAAGACAAGCCAGAGUGGGGCCAGGAAUGGGUGAGUUUUGAGUUUGCUGGGUUGUCUCCAGUGCCUUCUCCAGCAUAGCAGCUCCCUGGGCACCUGGCUCCUCCCCAAGGUAGAUGGGGGUGAGGAGGGCACUCUCCUCUAAACCCAAAGGAAAAAGGGGAUUUCAGUGCAAGGAGCUCUUUGUGACUGCCUCAUUCUAGUUUUUCCUUCUUAGAACUGGGGAUGAGCUAGGGGCAGUUCCAUAGGAUCAGGUGGUCAGGAAUUUUCUGGGGGACAAGAGAUAGUAAGAAGUGGAAGACUAAAUCAUGUUCAGUUAAGUGGGAGGCUUUACCUUUGCAUGAGAUAUAUAAUAUAAUGUACAUUUAGUGUAAAUAUGCUCUUAUAAAUACACUUAUUUUUUUAAUCCAUAUGCCAUACUGAUACUGGCUUGGGAAGCCAGCCUUCCCAGGGUGGUGGGACUUGCUGUCCUCUUGGCAUAAUAGCCUAUUCCUUAAUUUAUAGUAGGGUUAUAUUUUUUACUCCUUUUUAGAUCAAGCUUCCCAAGAGUUUGCUAAGAGACAGCUCUCUUCAUUCUGGGGGAAAGCUGUUAGUGUGUAGCAAUCUUCCCUGACUUUCCCAGAAAGGUUCAGUCUAGGCUCUCAUUCUCAUUCCUUGCCUUUGUCUCACUACAUUCCUUCUUCAUCUGUCUCCUUCUGCUUUUGUUCCUGUUUAUGCUUGCUCUUACCUUGGCCUCCCUCCCUCCCUCCCACCCCCAUUUCUCUCUUUUACAUAUACAUAUGUUCUCAUAUGUUACUAAGCAGGUUACUGAGUACCAAGGAGGAUAGUCCCAUUGCAUUGACUUGGCCAGCCAGCCGUGUGACUUUUAUGUAUGUUGGUUAACUAGGAAAGAGUUUCUAUGAACACUUUUUCUCAUUGCUAUAUCUGCUUAAAUAGGAAAUGUCUUUGUAUUUCUGACCUUAGCACAGUCCAACACCCAAUCCCUAGCUCAAACCUUUAUCUUUUGAACUAGCAUCCUUGGACAUAGGACCAUAGAUUUAGAGCUGGAAGGGGCCUUAAGGGUCAGCUAGUCCACUUCUCAUUUGCAAAAUGAGGCAUUAUUCUCCUCCUUACCUCCUCUCAUAGACCUGCCUUCCUUCCCAGCUUUCUUUCUCUGGACCCUCUCAGUGGUAGAGCUAGUCUCAACCACUUCCUCUUUCACCAUGAACUUCAGCUUCUACCAUGAUGGAAAGCAGCUCUGCCCGUCAUCUCAGUCCCUGUGGUAGUUCUCAGGUAAAUUUCAUCCAGAGGGCAGAUUAAUAUGAAACAUAGAUUUAAAUUAAAAGUUCUACCUUGGUGGGGGCUGCACAUUUCAUCCCCAGUUCAUCUAUGCAUCCCACUGACUUCUAUCUCCCAGAAGCUGUGGCUGGCUAGUUAGUUACCAGUUCCAGGGGUAUCUCUGGCACUCAUCCCAAAACCACCUCCACAAGGAAAAGUGGUAAUGGCACCCAGAGUUUAGGAAAGGGAUCAACCAUGGAAAGUCAGAAAAAUGAGAGGGAGGAGAGAGAAGGAAUCAUCAUCAGAUCCAUUGAACUGCCUAAUCUUUCUGGAAAUGUCUAGGACUCAACCCUCUCUAGGUCAGAUAGAAACACCCUAACCACCAUUACUCAGGUUAAUCCUUGCCUGAGCUGCAGAGUUUUAAAAUCCCAAAGCCCUUCCCCUGGUUGGGGAGGAAGGAUACAGAGUAGCAACAAGCACCCAAAAGGCUCUCUCUAUACUUGUGCUCUAAAGAGAUGCCAGUGUGGUGGCCUGGGAUGUAGUGGGGGGGGGUGGGGGGCAGACACAAUUACAUUGCCUUUCUGUAUUAUACAUCCAAAGGCUUUGUGAGGGUAGGGAGGGCAAGUAUCCUUCCCAGUAAUUUGGGCAUUUGAUUCUGUUCCCUACAAUUGCCAGCAAGAGGGGACCAAUGCAUGAGCCCUAGUUGACUGAUAGUGAUCAGUUGUUUCUGUCAUACAGAAUAAUGGGCAAGAAGACAGUCCAGUUCCUUCCUUCUGCCCAGAACAACAAGGCUGACAGCUCUUAAUGCAGAGAUGAGCUUAAGCUUAAUUAACCACAGAUAUGCAAAGCCCUUCUAUGACACUGAAAUACAAAUGGAAUUGGGGGAAUGUGGAGGAGGAACCUGAGAGUUUGGGGGGAUGAAGGCAGGAAGGAAGGUGGGGGCAGAGAAUUUUGGAGAUCCUGCUCCCCGCAAAGGUUUGACAUAAAGCUGAACUCUGACCCUCCUGCUUUCAGCAAAAUAUGAAAAGCCAGUUUGACAUAAUGAAUAAAUUGGAGUAUGCUGUUCACUUUACAAUGAAUUCCCCUACUAGCAAGCUUCCCUGGUACAUUUAAGAUAAGAUUUAAUUCACAGAAAUUGGAUUUACACAUUAAGUUUAUAGCACCUAGCAUAGUGCUGGUCACAUGGUAGAUGCUUGAUAAAUACUUAUGGGUUACUUGAUGACUUAGAGUCAUCAACUCAUUGAUGGUGUAAAUGAGGGCCACCAUAUUCCUGAUGGCUCCUCACCAAAACCCCAGCUUGACAGGGGCUUCCCCAGAACAUUGGCCAUUAGAAUUGUUAGUGCCUUUGAUGUCACCGCACUGGAAUUAGCGUACCCUCAGCUGACAAAGCUCAGGCCAUAACAGGUUGGGGAUAAAUUUCCAGAAUCUACUUCAGGGACUUGCCUGUUGGACCUGUAGCCAUUUUCCUGUGCGCUGAGCAAUGUGACUCAACAAGAGUAUUUUUCUAUCAGUGGCCAUGAAUUGUUGGGUCACUGGGAACAAAGUUCUCUGGGUACUGGGCUAUUUGAAUAAUUGUCUUCCUCUCUCCCCACUGCCAUGUCCUUCCCUGGCCCAGCCUUGCCCAGGACUUGGUCAGUUUCUGAAACUGAAAUUUGUCCCCAGCUAUGCCUGGGGAGUGAAUGGGGUGGGAGGGAGGGUGGGGAUUGGAUGGGAGAGAUGCCUUUAUUUUUUAUAUGGUCUCUAGAUUUAUAUACAAAGGUAAUUUGCCCUAUGGGCUUCUGGGAAUGGGAACAAUUCAGGACCCUUAAGUUUGAAAGCACUUCAGUUUCCCCCAGGUAGGCUUCAUGUUGGUGGGGCUGAGAGGUCUUUGGCCCCUGACACCGUCACCUGAGCCAUUACUAAUGUCCUCAAGCUUUUGUGUGGGGUGUGGGAGGUGGGGGCAGCUGUAUGUAUGACAUGAUGUUCCUCACCUCAUUUGUACGCGGUUUUGUAUGUAUGCUUUCUGUAUGGAGUAUUUGUUACAGGUAAAUAUAUUCCAGCACCCAAAGUA